AUGGAGCAUAUUUGCCACAACAGAAACGGUAUGUAUAUGCCCGUUUCUGGUCGCCAACAAGUUAAUUCAGAUUUACCAAAAUUAGCCCAUGUUUCGCCCCUGAAGUCUACACCAGCAGACCUUUGCCCACUGCCGUAUUUGCAGCCAGAACUAUCAUGUCGUCCAACAAAUUACUACAGUUCAGCCAAAGUUUGUCCAUCUCUUCCUCUAAGCACUUCUCAAGUUGAGGCCAGUUCUCCUGACACUCAACUUAGUGAAAUGUGUGGUAUUCGCGUGCCUUCGGUAUUUUCAGCGGCUAGAAAUGCCCUUUAUACACGUUAUACUCCGAAGAACUGGUUCGAAAGUUACAAUCGCCUUUUACAAGCAAACGAUCUUGCACAAAAGAACUCCGAAUGCUUCGUUUAUGAUUCUAAACGACUGGAUGAAGAACUAGCUGACCUGGUUAAAGGAAAUCAGGAGGACUCAACAAGGAAAUUGGGCGACAGAAUCUGUGAUAUAGCCUUUUGGCAAAGUGAGCUGGAUUUGGAGAUCGGGAAAAUAAAACAGGAAAUUGAUGAUCUGGGCAGAGCUAGAAGAAUCGUUGAGAAAUUUCUGGCUGAAACGGAGAAUUAUCUGCACAUAACUCAAGAGUGCCUUUAUGUUCGAGAGAAGAGACAGGGAACAGAUCUAGUACAUGAUGACGUUGAAGUGAAACUCCUUAGGGAAAUUGAUAUUGUUAGGAAAGUGCAAAACGACCUUAAAAUAGUAAUCAAUGACGCUAGGACUCAGGAAGAAUUGAAUAGAGCAGCUUUGCAUGAGCUAGAAUACGACAAAGCUAAUAAAUUCAUGGCCCUUCAAAUUGAUGAAGGUGCUCAUUCAAUGCACAAUGGUUCUGCUUUUGUCCAUCUAUAUGAUGGGGUCGAAUGCAUUGACCAAACCCAGUCCGUGCCGGAGACUUGGGAAAAAUACGUCUCUGACAUUAUAAAGCGCAGUCAAUCUGAGCGAACAGCAAGUCGAAAAUUGCGUGAGCGCAUUGUCAAGGAACUUGCCCAUGCCAGCAAGACACUGAAUGAUUUGUGGGAAGUUGCGAAUGCUGCGUUAUCUCAACGUAUUCGGGAGCUCACAGAUGCUCGUAAUCAAAUUCAAGCUUCACUUGGAAAAACCUUACAAUCCAUUAUUGACACAGAAAAAGAAAUAGAUGAACUGAAGGCAGCUAUAAAAGACAAAGAGGAAUAUUGGAAGACAGCGUCAUCUCGAUUAAAUGCGCGAUUAAAAAGACCAGGGAUGGAGAACAGUCGUGAUCCUGCCAUGAAUCAACUCAUCUGCGAAGUAAAACUGAUUAAAGAAUCCAUUGAGGAAUUGAAAACUCAGCUGAAAAAAUCCGAAGGAAUAUUGCAGGAGUUGCUGUAUCUUCGCACUGCAAAAGAAGGUGAACUGGUGUGCAAACAAAAUAGUCUCUUUAUCGAUAGGGAAAAGUGUCUUGCACUUCGAAGUCAGUGGCCAGGCGGACCAAUGUCUGGCGCUGCAAAUGCCAUUCUAUGCCCUAACCACCCGCUUUCAGCUUUUACUUUAUGCGGCUGCAAAUAA
Molecule: messenger RNA, 1566 nt
Organism: Rodentolepis nana
Lineage: Eukaryota; Metazoa; Platyhelminthes; Cestoda; Cyclophyllidea; Hymenolepididae
Source: the annotation of a GenBank genome assembly